UCGUGUAGCACGAGAAAUCUUACUUACUUCAAGAGCACAUUGAAGGAAUUAUGUCUCAUACGAUCCUGUUGGUCCAGCCCACCAAGAGACCAGAGGGACGGACAUAUGCUGACUAUGAAUCAGUCAACGAGUGCAUGGAAGGCGUGUGUAAGAUGUACGAGGAGCACCUGAAGAGAAUGAACCCCAACACACCAUCCAUCACCUAUGACAUCAGUCAGCUGUUUGACUUCAUCCAUGACCUGGCUGACCUCAGCUGCUUGGUGUAAGUCAAACUGCGGUACAUUGUUUUUCA
This is a messenger RNA of Oncorhynchus masou masou (cherry salmon), 292 nucleotides long. Its product is annotated as enhancer of rudimentary homolog. Bases 51 to 266 code for a protein of 71 amino acids. The record is from RefSeq and is a predicted model, not a curated record. The transcript is spliced from 3 exons. Lineage: Eukaryota; Metazoa; Chordata; Actinopteri; Salmoniformes; Salmonidae.